Triticum dicoccoides is the source of this 627-nucleotide messenger RNA. RefSeq lists its product as uncharacterized. Lineage: Eukaryota; Viridiplantae; Streptophyta; Magnoliopsida; Poales; Poaceae. Bases 127 to 357 code for a protein of 76 amino acids. The transcript has 2 exons. The record is from RefSeq and is a predicted model, not a curated record.
UCCCCCAAAACGAGAGCAAGGAACGCCCCUAUCUACUGUGUGCGUGUCGUCGCCAUUGCCACCGCUCGAGAGAUUCCUGAGAUUGGAAAGAGGGAAGGGAAGUGAGAGAGGGAGGAGGCCACGGCCAUGUCGUCAUUGGGGACGUCCAAGGGGAUCCUCGAGAUCGCCAAGUUCGGGGUGUACGUCGCCGUCCCCGUUACCCUCACCUACCUCGUCGCCACCGACUCCAAGGCCAUCAAGAAGCUCAUGGGCCUCCGUCCUUAUGUGGUUUACCCUCCAGAAGGCCCACGACCACCACCGCCCGAAGAACUUCGUGAAAGGGCUCGGGAGAUAGCUCGCAGCAGAAGGCAAGAAUAAACAGGUGGACCAUGGUUGCUCCAUAUAGUUUGUACUCAGAUAAUCUUCUGCAUGAUACUACGAUCCAAAAGAUUCAUGAAACUGGGACACAAAAACUUCGACUAUCAGACAUGCUGUCAUGGGUGUAUGGUUGUCAAAUAACAUGAUUUCACUUUGGAAGAAACCCACUUGACUCCGGUUAUUCUGUUGUGGUGUUUCUGGUUGUUGAUGUAAAAUUAUGAAAUGUUUGUGAGUUGCGACCAAGAGUAAUAAACCGGUUUCACCGCAUGA